AUGCCGGCAUCCCUCUACCUCCGCCCCUCUCCCAGAGCAUUCUUCCUCCUCACCCCCAAGCACGCCCUCGUCUUCCGCCAGCCAUCAGCCUCAGAAGCCUCCGCCUCCAAGUCAGUCGUCGUCGCCGAGUGGCUUCCACUUGAAGAAGUAGAAACGCAAGACCUCAUCAAGAUUCAUGGCGGCGUAGAUGGUGUACUUGGUGUUGGGAGUGUACCCUCGGCAGAGCGGUCACCAGUCCCCGAGAUAUUCCUCUUCAUCUCGACAAACUCGACGCCUCUUCCCCCACUGCUCCCGAAUUCUCCACUCCAUCCCUCAAAGCUGUUAUCUGUUCAGUUUUACUCCUUAUCUUCUUCUGCAUGGGACCCACCAGAUUGGACGUCUCUGGCCAAUGCCGCUCGGGCCGAGCAGAUGGGUUUGGACUGGGAGGACGAGUACGAGAAUGUCAGCACUACAUGGAAUGCUGCGGGUGGGAGCACGACACCAUCGUCUCAGUACCCACACCCUUGUCAGGGGAUGAAAAAGUAUCUUGAGUCUGGAGGCUUCUUCUUUGCCGAAGGAUGUAAAUGGGACAUCUCAUCGCGUCUAUCGCCGACUUCAAAUUGGAUCAAGGAAGCUUCCUCCAGCCCCUCUGACCGAGUGGGCGGACAUCCGCUAGAGGGUUUCGACGAGAGAUUUGUUUGGAAUAAGAGCCUGCUGGAACCGUUCUUGGAGUUUAGAAAAGGUCUAGGAGAAGACAUGCGGAGAGAACUGGACAACGCAGCCCUCCUCAUUCCAAUCAUCCAGGGCUUCUGUGGCGCCCUUCCCAUAUCCCCAUCAUCCUCUUUAUCUUCAUCACUAUCUUCACUCGCUCUCAUCUCCCGUCUGUCCUGGAAACGUGCAGGUGCAAGGUUCCGAACACGAGGCAUCGACGAUGAUGGCCAAGUCGCCAAUUUUGUCGAGUCGGAGCUGAUAUAUAGCUCGGGCGAGAUGACGAUGAGCUAUGUGCAAGUGAGAGGAAGUGUGCCUGUCUUUUGGGGUCAGCCAGUAGGUGGUCUUGGGACGCUUAAUCAGAAGGUAGAAAUAACUAGACCGGCACAAGCCACACAACCGGCAUUCGACAAACACUUCCUAGAACUAUUAGAACAUUACAACUCUAUCCACGCUGUCAACCUUCUCGGGCAGAAAGAUGCCGAAUCUAUGCUCUCCAACGCAUACUCAUCACACCUCUCUUCCCUCAAACGUACACUUCAAGACACACCUUCGGAAGAAAAAGACCGCGCGGAUAUAGCGGACAGAGGCACACUAGAACUCACAGCCUACGACUUUCACUCUGCUGUGCGCAGUGGAGGGAAUGAAGCUGUGCGGUAUGAUCUUGAAAGACGACUGCGCGAGGUCGUCCGAAGCCGGGAGAAGUUUGGGUGGACGGUAGUGGACAUGGGCAGCGAAGAUGUGAUCGAGCAACAGCAGGGGGUCUUCAGAACGAACUGUCUGGACUGUCUUGAUCGCACAAAUUACGUGCAGGACGUCAUCUCGUCUCUUACCCUCUCGGCUUUCCUUGACACCUACGUCUCGCCUACCCUCGCGUCUUCCCCGACUCUGUGGUCCGCCCACCGAUCCCUCUGGGCCGAUAACGGCGACCGUCUAUCGAAGAUUUACGCUGGCACUGGUGCUAUCAAUACUUCGGCCACGCGUUCCGGCAAAAAGACAUUCGCCGGCUUGUUGAGCGAUGCGACAAAGAGCGUGGGCAGAGCCUACGUGAACAACUUCCAAGACAAGGGAAAGCAAACGGCAAUUGAUCUUCUAUUGGGCAUGUUGGUGGGGCAGAGAAGAGUCGUGCUUUGGGACCCUGUCAGUGAGAGUGUACAGGCUGCGUUGAUACAGAGAGAAGGAGAGUACACGUCGCAUAGGAAUGUGACCAUCUUCUCCGGGACGUGGAAUCUCAAUGGCAAGGCGCCUAACGAGCCCCUCGAUCCAUGGUUGUUCCCACCCGAUACCACCGAUCCAGAUAUCUACAUGAUCGCUUUCCAAGAGAUUGUAGAGCUUACAGCUGGCCAAAUUCUACAAACGGACCCUGCCAAAAAGCGAAUGUGGGAAAAGUACAUCAUGGACACUUUCAACAAUCGCAAACCCUCCCAAUACCUUCUUCUCCGCUCCGACCAGCUUGUCGGAACCGCCAUCAUAGUAAUUGUGAAAUCACAUCUCCUCCCUCACAUCCGUCGCAUUGAAUCUGCCACCAAGAAGACUGGUCUCUCGGGCUUGUCGGGCAACAAAGGCGGGGUCAGUGUGCGAUUCGAUUUGUUUGAUACGAGUAUAUGUCUUGUGACUUGUCAUCUGGCAGCAGGCUUUGGCAAUGUGCAAGAUAGGAACGCGGAUUGGCGGACGGUGGUGAAGGGUUUGAGGUUCCAGAGAGGUAGAGGGAUCGAGGACCAUGAGAUUGCCAUAUGGGGUGCAGACUUUAACUACAGAAUCUCGAUGGCCAACCAAGAAGUCAGAGAUCUUGUCGAAAGAGGAGACCUCCACCGCUUGCUCGAAUCAGAUCAACUCCUGGGCGCAAUGGAAAAGGGCGAUGUCUUUGGGGGGUAUGAUGAAGGGCCCGUCGCCUUCCCACCGACAUACAAGUAUGACAAUGGGACGAGCAACUACGAUUCUAGCGAAAAGCAGCGUGUGCCCGCCUGGACAGACCGUAUUCUAUUCAAAGGCGCCGCCCUACGCCUGAAAGAGUAUAGCCGCUCCGAGCUCAUGACCUCUGAUCAUCGUCCUGUCUACGCGGUUUUUGACGCCACAAUCAGGGAAGUAGACCACGUAAAGCGGGAUGGGAUCGCGAAGGAGCUUGUGCAUGGGUUUGUGCGAGAGGGUGGGAGUCAAAAGCUGGAGGGAAUUGUUGGGGUGGAGGUUGGUGAGAAGAGUGCUCGAGAGACAACGAGGGGUCUGGCGAAAAUCGAACGGGCAACCCCCCGGCCCUCUCCACGACUUCCUCCUCGCCCGAGCUCUUCCACUUCUCUCAACUCCUUGGCCGAGAAGGCCAGCCCAACCCUAGCUACCGGAAGAAUGUCGUCGGCACACAAUCUGCAAGCUCCGCCACAUACCUCUGCCUCCAAUUCCCUCCGUGCUCUGGCUACAAGCCGUGCCUCCGGAUCUGAAGGGCUCGACGGUCAGAGACGAACCCCGCCCAUACCCCCAAGGCCUUCUGUAUAUCCCCGACCGCCUACCGCAUCGACGACCAAACCCAAGCAGGUACCAGCGCCCCCCAGGUCAAGGUCGGUCUCAAACUUGAGCAACCAUACAGAGUCGUCUAUCUCGCCGGUGUCGCCAACAACAACGGGGGAGUUUGUGGUUGUGCCUUCUUCUACAAACGGUGCGGCCAGAAGAGCACCUCCCUUACCACCCCGAGUGAAUUCCGUUUCACAAUCAGCGAGUCAUCCCCCUCCUGCUCCUUCAGCUGCUGCAGCGAAAGCGACGCCGCGCACUGCCCCUCCUGUGCCCCGUAAAUCGCUCGACCUCAAUGGUUCUCCUCCUUCGGGGCUGAUGUCCCCCGUUGACCCGGAUGUGGUGAUGCAAAAGAUCAAAGCUGGAAUGGGCACGCCGGUCUCCCGGCCGAUACCUGCUAGACCGCAAGUGGAGAGGGGAGAAGGAAGUGUGGUGUCGAUGGUUAGAGCGUUGAAUGCGAACAACGAGGGUGGUGGAUGGAAGGCGAAGGAGAAGGGGAAGGUAGAGGGCAAGACUCCCGGGGAAAGUGUCAAGGAGCCAGAGAGUAGCACCAGUGGGUUGGAAAAGGACGUUCAAGACGCUGUGGGAGGAGAUGUGUUUGGGAAGACCGAGGCGGCUGCCAAGAAGAAGCCGCCUCCUGCGGUGCCGAAAAAGCCCGUGACGCUGCAGAAGGCGAGUGACACGGCUUCGGGCAAGACCAGGUAG
Molecule: messenger RNA, 3891 nt
Organism: Cryptococcus wingfieldii CBS 7118
Lineage: Eukaryota; Fungi; Basidiomycota; Tremellomycetes; Tremellales; Cryptococcaceae
Product: phosphatidylinositol phosphate phosphatase
Exons: 10
Coding region: 1-3891 (1296 amino acids)
Biological process (GO): phosphatidylinositol dephosphorylation
Cellular component (GO): cytoplasm; membrane
Molecular function (GO): phosphatidylinositol-3,5-bisphosphate 5-phosphatase activity; phosphatidylinositol-4,5-bisphosphate 5-phosphatase activity
Source: RefSeq, a predicted model, not a curated record